AUGAGAGCAAUUCUUACGCUGUUCAAGAACAAGCUGUCUCCUCAGCCUUCUAUCUGGGCAGUCCCAGGAACUGUGAUUUCUACAGGCAGUGCUGUGGCCAUCUUCUGCAGGACCCCUCCAGGAGUGACCAAAGUACGUCUAUAUCAUGUACCCAGUGGAAAAUGGUAUGAUCGUACUCCACAGAGAGGAUUCCAGGAAGUCUUUGAGUUCAGUCUGCAGAAUAUGAUGCACAUUGAUGCUGGGACUUACUACUGUGAUUACUCCAAUGGAUAUGAAUGGUUACGAAUUAGUGACAAACUGGAGUUGAGUGUGACUGGGCUGUGUGUACUGCAAGUGACCCAAACACAGAAUGGCCUACUCCCCAAGCCUUCCCUCCAGGCUCAGCCUAGUUCCCUGGUGCCCCUGGGUCAGUCAGUCACUCUGAAGUGCCAGGGGCCUUCAGAUGUGGAUUUGUAUCGGCUGGAGAAACUGAAAUCGAAGAAGUACGAAGAUGAAGACUUUCUCAUCAUUCCAACCAUGGAAAGAAAUGACGCUGGACGCUACCGAUGCUCAUAUCAGAAUGGGAGUCACUGGUCUCCUGCAAGUGACCAGCUUGAGCUAAUUGCUACAGGUGUUUACAGUAAGCCCUCACUCUCAGCUCAUCCCAGCUCAUCAGUCCUUCCAGGCAGGGAUGUGACCCUAAAGUGCCAGAGCCCACACAGUUUUGAUGAAUUUGUUCUAUUUAAAGAGGGGGAUACUAGGCCUUCUAGAAGACCUGAGAAAUGGUACCGGGCCAAUUUCCCUAUCAUCACAGUGACUGCUGCUCACAGUGGGGCUUACCGGUGUUACAGCUAUUACAGCUCAUCUCCAUACCUGUGGUCAGCUCCGAGUGACCCUCUAGUGCUUGUGGUUACUGGACCCUCUACCACUCCCAGCCUGGUACCCACAGAGGUACCAUAUCCCACAACAGAAGCCUCCAGGAGACCUUCAACCUUACCCUCAAACAAAAUAUCUGCAACUGUAGAUUUUGCUCACCAGGAGAAUGCUAAGGGGAAUCUGGUCCGGAUAUGCCUUGGUGCGAUGAUUAUAAUAAUCUUGGUGGGGCUUCUAGCAGAGGAUUGGCACAGUCGGAAGAAACGCCUACAACACAGGAUCAGAGCUGUGCAAAGGCCACUACCACCCCUCCCACUGGCCUAG
Molecule: messenger RNA, 1176 nt
Organism: Arvicanthis niloticus (Nile rat)
Lineage: Eukaryota; Metazoa; Chordata; Mammalia; Rodentia; Muridae
Source: RefSeq, a predicted model, not a curated record